GGGCUCGCUGCAGGCAGCAGGACGUCUCUACCUUCAGCUUCAAGGUAGUUCACCUACGCAGUCUGUGGCAUCUCCAGUGUUGGAGGCUUUUAAGAGCUGUUGGAAAAGCAUCUGUCAGACAUCGUAUCCUCCCAGAGGAAUGGCUAGCACCUUCUGUCGUCUCCUGGCUGGCCGUGCAACCACUGCACUCUUUGCAGCUGCAGGCACGGGGGUGCUAACCACCGGGUACCUCCUCAACCAGCAAAAUGUGAAGGCUGCUGUUCAGGAAAAACGGAAACUCUUCCCUCCCAGCGCAGACUAUCCCGAUCUCCGCAAGCAUAACAAUUGCAUGGCUGAGUGCCUCACACCAGCCAUUUACUCCAGGCUACGGGACAAGAUGACUCCCAAUGGCUACACCCUGGACCAGUGCAUCCAAACCGGGGUUGACAAUCCUGGCCAUCCUUUCAUUAAAACUGUGGGCAUGGUCGCGGGUGAUGAAGAAUCCUACGAGGUGUUUGCUGAUAUUUUUGACCCUGUCAUUAAAGUGAGACAUAAUGGCUAUGAUCCACGGACAAUGAAGCACCACACGGACCUGGAUGCGUCCAAGAUCACCCACGGUCAAUUUGACGAGCGCUACGUCCUCUCAUCACGGGUGCGGACUGGCCGCAGCAUCCGAGGCCUCAGCCUUCCUCCUGCUUGCACCAGGGCAGAGCGGAGAGAGGUGGAGAAUGUCGUGGUCACCGCACUCUCUGGGCUGAAAGGAGACCUCUCCGGGAAGUACUACAGCUUGACCAAUAUGUCCGAGAGGGAUCAGCAGCAGCUUAUUGAU
This is a messenger RNA of Eurypyga helias (sunbittern), 808 nucleotides long. Its product is annotated as creatine kinase S-type, mitochondrial-like. Gene Ontology annotation, cellular component: mitochondrion. NCBI's taxonomy places the organism in Eukaryota, Metazoa, Chordata, Aves, Eurypygiformes, Eurypygidae. The annotation marks the transcript as partial. Gene Ontology annotation, biological process: phosphocreatine biosynthetic process. The record is from RefSeq and is a predicted model, not a curated record. The transcript has 6 exons. Gene Ontology annotation, molecular function: creatine kinase activity.